Astyanax mexicanus (Mexican tetra) is the source of this 3017-nucleotide messenger RNA. RefSeq lists its product as uncharacterized. The record is from RefSeq and is a predicted model, not a curated record. The transcript has 6 exons. The coding region runs from base 745 to 2574 and encodes 609 amino acids. Lineage: Eukaryota; Metazoa; Chordata; Actinopteri; Characiformes; Acestrorhamphidae.
AUAUCGUCGCUGUCCGAUGAAAAACACGUAUCUCCAGUUUUUGCGUUUUUUACUUUUUUUCAUGUGUUGAAUGUGGGAAUGCAUCUCUACCUAUCCAUACAAGUGAAGAUGAAAAUGACCAAUCAAAAGUCUGAAAAAUCGCUCAUCUGUUUUCCGCGUAUCUCCAUUGGCUGCUAGACCUGUCUGUCAAACCGCGUAUCUCCUCCUCCCAACCCCCGCCACCUCUCUCUGUGGACGUGAAGAAAGUUGUUCUCCGGCAGCGUAGCUCAAACACUCAAGACCAGAAAUGUCUCUCUCAUUGAAAGAGCUAUGUGCACUGGUAAAUGUACCGUAUGAUAGGACACUGGAGGAAAAGGUGUUUAGUGAGGAAGAUGAGGAAGAUGAGGAAGAGGGUGAGGCUGUAAGGCAAGAAGAAGUCGUGUUAGGAUGCAUUGAGUCCUCUUGUGAGGAGCAAGGUUUAUGGAAAAUGUGUAUUAACAUUAAGUCAGACAGAGUAAAGAUUUCAGAAUUUAAGUUUUUACUCUUCAAAACAAAGCCUGAAUUCGGUCAACUAGUGCAGGCACUGUUACAAUAUUUUCUUUUCUUUUUAUUGAAGAUGCACUUUGCCCCAGAAAUAUCUCUGGACAAGAACAGGCCACUGAGGAUGUGCAAGAUCAGGUGGAACAUAAUGAAUCCGAAAAAGACGAUGCACAUUGUUCAAAAAAUAUCUCUGGACAAGAGGAUGCUGCUGAUGGACAAGAUCAAAUGGCACACAAUGGAUCUGAACUAGUGGAUGCACAUUGUUCAAGAAAUAUCUCUGGACAAGAGGAUGCUGCUGAUGGACAAGAUCAAAUGGCACACAAUGGAUCUGAACUAGUGGAGGGCAAUAAAGAAAAUGAUGUAGCUGAGGAGGCUUUAGGUGGAGAGUCUCGCAUGGGAAGACCAAAAAGGCGGACAAACACAGAGACCUGGAAAGUCAACACUCAGAAAAGGAGAAGAAUGAUGGGUCAGUCAUAUCUUGGAAGAAGGCAAAAUGAGGAAGUGACGAGGGAAGAAAGAAAAAUGGGUAGGCCAUGCCAGUCUGUAUUUUGUAGGAAAUCGAAAAAGCUGCACUGUGAAGCAAUACAGGAAGCGGACAGGGAGGCAAUUUUUAAAUACUUCUGGGAAAAAUUAGACUGGAGGGAGAGGAAAAUUUAUGUUGUGUCACUGGUAGAUGUAGGCCCUGUGAGAAGACGACGGACAGGAGAAGAACAGUCAAGGAGGUCAGCAUCCAUUCUGUGUCACCUUAAAGUGGAUGGCAAAAGGACCAGGGUAUGUCAGAGCAUGUUUCUUUCAACACUAGGGAUCAAGCAGUGGUGCUUUCUAAGUUGGGUUGGCCGGAGAGAGCCUGAAAAGAUAAAGAAAACCAGCAUCAGGAAUGAAGAGGUUGAGUUCCUUCAGCAGUUUCUAAAGGACCUUCCUAAGGUUCCAUCUCAUUACUGCAGAUCUUCCUCUACAAAAAUGUACUUGGAACCUCUUUUUAAAUCCAUCAGCCAUCUUCAUUCUGAAUACACCCAUGCUUGUGCAGAAAAUAAUGUCCAGUCUCUUUCAAGACAAGUAUUCAGUAGCAUUUUUAACCAAUUAAAUCUCUCGCUGUUUCACCCCAAGAAAGAUCAGUGCAAUACGUGCUGUUCAUAUAAAGUUGGAAACAUAGAUGCUGGCACAUGGGAAGAACAUUGCAGGAAGAAGGAGUCAGCAAGAGUGAGCAAGCAGGAAGAUAAAAACAAUGCAACUGAGAAAACAAUGGUGGUGUGUAUGGAUCUGCAGGGUUUACUUCUUUGCCCCAAACUUCAAGCCUCAGCACUCUACUAUAAAACCAAGCUUGGUGUCCACAACUUCACAAUGUACAACAUGGCAACCCAUGAUGCUACUAAUUAUUUGUGGCAUGAAGGGGAAGGUGGACUCACAGCUAAUGAAUUUGCUUCAUGUAUCAUCCACUUCCUUGAGGAACACAGCAUGCAUGAUGAAUACAUCUUAUGGAGUGAUGGAUGCAGCUAUCAAAAUCGCAACAUAGUUUUAAGCAAUGCUCUGCUGAAGUUUGCAACUGAGAAGCAAAAGGUCGUUACCCAGAAGUACUUGGAAAAAGGGCAUACACAAAUGGAAUGCGACUCCGUGCACAGCGUGAUAGAGAGAAGACUGAGAGACAGAGACAUCCAUGUUCCAGCCGAGUAUGCCACGGUGAUCAGAGCAGCACGGUCCAAUCCCAGGCCAUACAAUGUGCAAUAUGUCAACCACAGUUUCUUCCAGGACUACAGCAAGCUGAAGCUUUGUAAGUCCAUCCGUCCUGGCAAAAACCCUGGAGAAUCAACUGUGUUUGACCUCCGGGCUAUCAGGUACAACGUGGAUGGUACCAUGGACUACAAAACUGUCCAUGCAGAUGACUGGACACCUUACCUCUCACCCACUCUUAGGAAGAGGAACAGUGACACCACAGUGCUACCACUGUACACAUCCAGCCUGAGAAUCAAGGCGCUGAAAUACAAGCACCUCCAAGAACUUAAGAAUUUCAUUCCCAAGGACUUUCAUGGAUUUUAUGAUUCACUUAACUAUGAGUGAUAUGCAUCACCAGUCUGCAGGUUCACUGUUUAAUGUGGAGUUGGCUCACGUGUGUACAUAAAAAAAAAAAAGCCACAGACCAUUUUCUUGAGUCUGACUGUGAGUCUCAAAACAUGAUUUAUGUGUUUUCCUAAUGAUUUCCCACAAGUAAUUCAGAUUUGUAUCCAAUAUCUACAUGGAAUUUAGUUAUUUAUCAAAAAGAGAUAUAACAUUUUAUUAGUAGUUGAUACAGGUUAUUCUAUUGAAAUGUUUGUUGGUUCGUAUGUUUUUUCUUGUACAUAUCUGAAAUUUAUAUGAGGUUUUUAUUAAAUGAUUGACGUUUCCUCGUACAGUAAAUAAUAACUUGAUUUAUAAAUUACAUUGUCUGUAACUUUUAAAUUUGUAUUAGUUGAAAGGUAUCUAAGUGACAUAGUAAAACAUUUCUUAAUAAAUCUAUAAAUAUC